AGAUGCGGCAAUGUCCAUGAGCUGGGACGUGUUGGAACCAAACAUUGGAAUGAUAAUUGGCCUAUGACUCAAAUCUCUGGAUCCGUAGCUAUUCAAGAUCCCCAUAAGUUGCGGGGUUUUCGAGGCGCUCAAGAGCACAAUCACAUUGUUAACAUUCAUAAACAAAAUGAACAACAACAACAACAACAACGACAACAUGACAAGUAAGAACCGGAGAGGAACGGCGGGCGAAGUUACACAUACAGUACAAACAACUGGAGUGUUAUUGAAGCUACCACUAAGAGCCGCGAGGAGAAAGUGUCC
This is a messenger RNA of Geodia barretti, 303 nucleotides long. Lineage: Eukaryota; Metazoa; Porifera; Demospongiae; Tetractinellida; Geodiidae. The record is from the annotation of a GenBank genome assembly.